AUGGCUGACAACAACGCCGCUCCUGCAUCGACUUCCGAGUGCCCCAUCUGCCUCGACGAUCUCAAGAAUCCCGUCUCUACGCCCUGUGGUCACCUUAGCUGCGAAGAAUGCCUCAACAAGCACAUCGAGGGCUCCCACGACCCGUACAAGUCGACGUGCCCGACGUGCCGCGAGGAUUUUCCAAUUGUGACUCCCGAUCUCGCACGUGUACCCGACAAGUACAAGCCUUUUGUGCAGCCUUCCAUCCGCCGCGUGUAUCUUCCUGGAGGCGACAACACUACGAUCGAACUCAAGAAGGAGCUCGAUGGCCUCUACGCCCGCAUCGCGAAGCUCAAUCUUGAGAAAGAGCAGCUGGCGCAGCGUAACAAGGACACUGCGGACGCACUUGACCGCUUUCGUCAGGGCGAAAAAGACGCUCGCUCACAGGUCAAGGCGGCUAAACGCGAAGUCGAGGUCAUGAGACGCAAUGCCGAUGGACUCCGGCACGAGCUCCAGAAUAUGAACAAGCUGGUCCGCGAUCGCGACAUCCUUGUUGGACAGAGCACUGCCGACGCUAACUCUUCUCGCAUCAAGUAUGAAGAGAUGAAGGCCAAGUACCAUGGUCUGAAAGCGAGGAUGUCUAGCUCUGGCGGCGAGCUCAAGCGCAAGUCCAGUAACAUGGAGUCUCCAUCGUCUCCCGGCUCCUCUUCCGUCGAUGAGGAGCCGUUGUCGCGUUCCACCAACAGGCGUGUCGAGAUGGUCAAUGAUCGGCCUACGGUCCGCAUCCCGAAGCGACCUCGGUUGGGCGACUCUACCCACAAUCCUUUGAGGGUCUCCGCGUCUCGCUUCAUGGAUAUACCUGGAGAUCUCACUUCCGGUGGAGGGCCACUUUUCAACGGCCCGCACAUGCCUGGGGGCGAUGUUGAAUCCGGCUUUGAAGGCUUUGCCUCUUCCUCGCGCCGCAGCGUUCCUCCUGCAGGCGGCUCGAAUGCGCCUCCGAUCUUCCGCCCUUCUGCUCCUGCCAUGCCCAUGAUGCGUUAUCGGGGCCCCACGCACGGCGCCUUUGACGGCGCUUUUGACAUGGCACCUCCUGUCGCUCCGCAGUACCACAACGAUCGCGACCACCCCGAUGAACUCGACUGGCUCGAGGAGAUCGACUACGUGAACCCAUGGGGCGUAGGCGCGCGUAAUAUCCGCUCGCCCGGACUCAUGCCCCGCAACUGA
Peniophora sp. CBMAI 1063 is the source of this 1203-nucleotide messenger RNA. Lineage: Eukaryota; Fungi; Basidiomycota; Agaricomycetes; Russulales; Peniophoraceae. The record is from the annotation of a GenBank genome assembly.